AUGCGGCGACUCCACCUAUCGCCUUCAGGCGCGGCCAUAGCUUCAUUGCUAGCUCUCGCGCCCAUACCCGCGACCGCCUUCUACUUCCCAGGUGUCGCGCCUACAUCAUACAAGACCGGCGACUUGGUACCCCUAUACGUCAAUCAUCUCACCCCCGCCGAUUCCCAGGUCGAUCCCAAACUGCGAUCCGUAUAUUCUUACGACUACUACUAUCCGCCCUUUCACUUCUGCAGACCGAAAGAUGGCCCCAAAGACCAACGAGAGAGCCUGGGCAGCAUAUUGUUCGGCGACCGUAUACAGACGAGUCCCUUCGAAUUAAAGAUGGGCAUAAACGAGACGUGUAAACCGCUUUGUGAGGCAGAGUACCCAUCCAAAGAUGCCAUCUUUGUCAACAGCAGAAUAGAGCAGGGCUACGAUCUCAACUGGCUGAUAGACGGACUACCCGCCGCCCAACUUCUGCGAGACCCCAGUUCGGACGAGGAGUUUUACAGCCCAGGUUUUGCGCUGGGAUGGACAGAAGCCGAGACGAAUGCGCCCAUGUUCAAUAACCACUACGACAUUGUGAUUGACUACCACGAGGCCAGUCCAAACAACUUUAGGGUGGUGGGUGUGCUGGUGGACCCAUUCUCAAUCGAAUCCUCGAAGAUACUCGGCGAUGGAAAAGCGACCUGUGGCGAGGGCCAGGAACCACCGCCAGUUAUCUUAAAAGAGGACCGAGACAACAAAGUCGCAUUUACCUACGGCGUGUACUGGAGACUGAGUCCGACGCCGUUUGCGACACGCUGGGACAAGUAUCUCCACGUCUACGACCCCAAGAUUCAUUGGUUCUCCCUCGUCAACUCGGCUGUCAUUGUUGUUUUCCUUGUGGGAAUGGUGAGCACAAUCCUGGUGCGGACACUGAAAAAGGACAUUGCGAGGUACAAUCGUUUGGAUCAAUUCGCGCUCGAAGACUUCGGCGAGGGCGGUGAGGCAGAAGAUGGACAAGAUGACUCUGGUUGGAAGCUGGUGCAUGGUGAUGUAUUCAGACCGCCAAAGAACCCUCUUCUGUUGUCCGUUCUCAUUGGCAACGGCGCUCAGCUUUUUGCUAUGACAGCUUUGACUAUUGUGUUUGCCCUCCUGGGUUUCCUCUCUCCCAGCAACCGCGGUGCCCUCGGUACUGUCAUCAUCAUCUUUUACACUCUAUUCGGCCUCCUCGGCGGCUAUGUUUCCGCACGCGUAUACAAGUUCUUUCACGGCGAGUCUUGGAAACUCUGCUUCUUCUACACACCAGUCGCUGUCCCCGGCAUCGUCUUCGCCACCUUCUUUCUACUCAACCUCUUCGUCUGGGGCCGCGGCGCCUCAGGAGCCGUACCCUUUAGCACCAUGCUCAUCAUCAUCAUCAUUUGGUUCGUCAUCUCAGUCCCACUCAGCUUGGCAGGCUCCUGGCUUGGCUUCAAGCAAGCCGCCAUUGAACCACCUGUGCGCACAAACCAGAUCCCCCGGCAGAUUCCUCCAGCGGGUGGAUACCUGCGACCCCUACCAUCCAUGGCACUCGCAGGCGUUCUCCCCUUUGGCGCCAUUUUCGUGGAACUCUACUUCAUCAUGAACUCGAUCUGGUUCAACAAGGUGUACUACAUGUUCGGCUUCCUCUUCAUCUGCUUUGGCCUCAUGAUUAUGACAUCUGCCGCCGUCACAGUGUUGAUGAUCUACUUCCUUCUUUGCGCCGAGGACUACCACUGGCAAUGGCGAAGCUUCUUCACGGCUGGAGCUAGCGCGGGAUAUGUCUUCUUGAGCUGCUUGUUAUACUGGGUCAAGGACGUCAGUUGGACAAGCUGGACCAGUGGCGUGGUGUAUUUGGGCUACUCUGCACUCCUCAGUGGACUGGUCUUUGUGCUAAUCGGUACGAUUGGCUUCUUUGCGAGCUGGCUCUUCGUUCUCAGGAUUUACAAGUCUAUCAAGGUGGACUGA
Messenger RNA from Plenodomus lingam JN3, 1947 nucleotides. RefSeq lists its product as uncharacterized. Gene Ontology annotation, cellular component: endosome; fungal-type vacuole membrane. Gene Ontology annotation, biological process: protein localization to membrane; vacuolar transport. The record is from RefSeq and is a predicted model, not a curated record. Lineage: Eukaryota; Fungi; Ascomycota; Dothideomycetes; Pleosporales; Leptosphaeriaceae.